AUGUAUGGACGACCUCAACCAGAUCCCCCAUCGCAGCCUGAAUGGCGAGUGCCCCCGCGACGCGAGGUAGGCCAACAGGCGGAGGGACCUGUUCCUCCUCCGCCGCCUCGUCCACAGACAACAGGUGCAUAUAGUCCAGCGACGUACGGCCCGAUCUCAAACUCCCCGGCAAAUGCAGGCACAUCGCCUGUGACGGGUGCGGACCCAAGAACUUGGGGGGUGCGGUAUAACCAGCAACACCAUCCGAUAUAUGCUCCGCCGCCGUUGCCGCCUCGGCCAUCGAGUACCAACGAGCAACCGUACGCCUAUGCGCAACCGCAUACGCAUCCGCCGCCCAUAAACAAUAGCAUCUCCCCUCCGCCGCUAGCCCAUGGCGUCGAACCUUUCUCGGGCGUUCAACCCCCAUUGGCCUCGUCGAUCGUUCCACCACCGUAUACCGAGCAUCCAGCCCCAGCCCCAGCUCCAGCUAUAUCUCCCGUUCCACCUCCGCCUCCCAAAAAGCCGCAAGGAUACCAGCCAACCCCGCCGCCUGUUCAGCUUCUACCGGAACGGCCUCCACUGCUCGCGCAAGGCUCAGGGCCGGCAGCAACACAGGGUUCGUAUGGAUUUACGGGGCAUACUUCUAUUAAUACCAAUGUGGCUCCAACGGGUCCCUCGGCGUUGGGCCCAGGAACACCCUCUGAUUGGGAGCAUUUGGGACCAACGCCGGGUGAAUUCGACGAUGCCCCUUGGUUUCCACCAAGGCCUCCACCUCCACCUCAACCCCAAACUGUGACUUAUACACUACUCCAAUCGCCAGAUUCAAUUUCCACUCCACCGGGAUACUCAACUGGAAUGCCCCCUCCUGCAGCCCCAGUGCCAGCAAACGCACCACUUCCGCCACGGGUAGAUACAGCGCCGCCACCUCCGGGCGACCUGUAUCAUGGCGAUCAUUCGCGUCGGAAUGAUUCAAUGUCACCGAUCAGCCCUGCAAGUACCAAGGGAGGGCGCCCCACCGAUCCUCUCAAUCGAAUGGACAGCGUUAGCUCUGGUGUUUCCUCGUUUGGCGGCCGCGCCGACAGCAUCGACAAUGUCAUCGAUGCCUGGGUGAAGCCAUUGUCGCCUCCGUCCAGGCCAGCACAGCCAGAUCUCCCACCUCCGAGUCAUCGGACCACUCCGGUCGCGGCCGCUCCACCAACACAGAGCAGCCCGCCUCCGGCUCAGGAUCCGAGAAUGCUUUCAAGUCCAGUGCAAGUGCCGGCCCCAAUUGCGGAGGCACGACCAAGCACUGUAGCUCCUAGAGAGCCAGAUCCUUAUGAGGAUCUCGACCCAUGGUCUAAGUCCUCUUUAACCCGCUUCAUUGCGAUGCUACGCAAAGAGGCAGUUGCCGACUCGGACGAGGAGCGCUACAAGAUCUUCAUUGCUUUCACGGCCAAGGAGACCAAGCUUCGGGAGAUUCUCUAUAAUAUUGAACACGAUGUGCAAGAUACCCUGCCAGUAUCUCGUAGCUCUGAGGUAGCACAGAAUCGGUCGUCUCCUAUCUCAGACAAUGGCAAGCCAGCUAUCGAAUCAGGGUUAAUUCCCGUGGAGACAGAAGAAAUUCGGUCACCGACUACUACAAUUACGGAUGACGGAAAUGACGGUGAUGAUACGGCCAGUGAAUACAGUGCGGGAGGCCGACCUACUCUCGGCAAACGAGCUCGUCAAGCGUCACAGUGGACACCCAAGCUCUCAACGCUUCCAGCGGGUGAAGACCCGACCAGUCGACCUAUCAAACCCCCUUCAAGGCAGUUCUCAUUGGACGAUGCGCUCCAAAAGCAGACAAUUGAGCCGCUCACGACCAAUCCCCCGCGGCCUAUCUAUACACCAUUCCAGUACACCGAAGGGCCCCAGCGUGGCUCAGAUAACCUUACUUUUGACCGUCCGGCAUAUCAGGCCUACUCUGAGCUUCGGCAAGCUUCCGCCGUGAGUGGACGAAUCAUGUCAAAUGUGCCUCCCCCGAUACUUCGAUCGAGGUCCGACACACUGCCAACGUCUCCGGCUCAAGAUGAACAUAAUGAGACUUUCCUUGGCCUCAUCCGCGAUAAGAGCAGCGCUUAUCAAGCAACAGACCGCCGAGCAACCAUCACGGCCCCGUUGCUUCCCGCACCUCUCCGGCAAGGACGACGGUCCGAUGAUCCAGUUGAAGAUAUUCGUGCCAUGGUUUGGACUCCCCUGGACAAACAAUCUGAAAGCUCUUGGCAUAUCACGACUCGGGAAGAAUUGGACAACUUCCCAGAUAACUUCGCCUAUAUUCAAGAAACGGUUGAUAACUGGGAGAGUUCCGCACAUGAACGCCGGUCAAAACUAGAGCAAGAACGCACUGCUCGGCAGGAGGAAUCGGAAGCCCAGAUCGACGACCUCUUCAAUGGCAAGGAGAUUGGAUAUGCUGACAUCAAUACUCUGGAAGAGGAUUUCCGUCAGAGCGAAGCUCGUAUUCAGCUUGAUGAGGAGCGCGAAGAGGUGAACGAAUUCAUGGAAAAAGUGUUCAAUCCUCUGGACGAGCGCUUGAAAACCGAAAUCUCGGCUCUCCGCAAGUCCUAUGACUCUGCGCUCAAUCAACUGGAUCGAGAUCAGAAGGGAAAGAGCUCGCCGGUGGAGCAAUGCAGCCCAUCCGUGACCAUGAAACUAGUCAAUGAUAUUCAUAGCAAGCUUGAGAUCCGUUUCCAGAAGAGGCUCGAAAUUGCCUUGGACUGUGAGCGUCGUCGCAAAAAGGCCGAACGUCGUCCCUUGGUGUUCAUGGGUGACAUGGCUAGUCUUCGCAAGCUAGAUGGGGACUUUGACCGCAUGGAGAAGCGGAACAUUCUGGAGGCGGCCAAGGAUCGCGACGAUCGAGCGAAUCGGCUCAUGGAUUCAUUCGAUGAUGCGAUCCUCCACGGGCUAGGUAUGAAUCAGAGCCUCCUGGAUGAGCUUGCGAGCAAAGCAGCCCGGCUUGACCCCGCGACCCUCCGUGCGUCCAACCUGCCGGAUUCUGAAGUCGAACAGAUUCUCAAAUCCGUGGCGACGUUCGCGACGUCGCUUCACAAAGAUUCGGAGGCGAUUCUCCGAAGCUCGGCUGUUGCGGAAGUAGCCCUCAACGACGCCGACUACAACGUCUCCGUCGCCGAAGCGCGAUAUGCCAAUUCGGAACCGGAUAUCUUCCAUCGGCUUGAGAUGGAGAAGAAGAAAGAAGAUGCGAUUCUUCAAGCAGACUUGGAUACUAAGCUGCAGAGCAUCCAAAAGGGCCCGCGGGAGAUUGAGGCUACCGCUAAACGCUUGCUUGAGGAAUUGAAAAAGACCCCAAAGCCUGCGACACCAAACCCGGCCCCGGCCCCUGCUCCGGCUCCAACACGAGUUCCAACUAAGUCUCCAAGUCCUCCAGCAGCACCUGAGCCCGAGGGGGCAAUCAUGGCGAGUCGGCCAGCUGAUUUGUUGCCAUUGGACCUUCGCCCUGCGACUAUUGCCCCCAUUCAGAGCCCUAGCCCACCUCUGGCGAGUCGCCCUGUGGUAGACCCCGAGGUGGAGCAUAAGGAGAGGCUGCGGAGAGCACUAGAGGAUGCGAAAAAGCGCAAUGCAGCCCGGGCCGACCAAUAA
Penicillium subrubescens is the source of this 3591-nucleotide messenger RNA. RefSeq lists its product as uncharacterized. The record is from RefSeq and is a predicted model, not a curated record. The transcript is spliced from 2 exons. The coding region runs from base 1 to 3591 and encodes 1196 amino acids. NCBI's taxonomy places the organism in Eukaryota, Fungi, Ascomycota, Eurotiomycetes, Eurotiales, Aspergillaceae.